ACACACCGGAGCCCCUGCUGCACAUUUACCCAUCAAUCAUUGACGCUUGUCUACUAUCUAUUCUGUCUCCCUGAAAUUUGAUGUUCUUAAUAUCUCUGUCACCCAAUUCGAUUGAAAUUCUAGGGUUUUGAUCAUUUUUAGAGGUGCAAUACCUCUGAUCUUCAAAUUCAAUCUCAGAUUCCUUGCUCUUUCCUUGUUCAUCGUCUGUCGCCGAUCCAGUCUCUGCCUGAAAAUGCCGGCUGUUUAUGGAGCUCGCAUGACCACCUUCGAAGACUCCGAGAAGGAGAGUGAAUACGGUUACGUUCGAAAGGUAUCAGGACCAGUCGUGGUUGCGGAUGGCAUGGCUGGAGCUGCUAUGUAUGAGCUAGUGCGUGUUGGUCGUGACAACCUCAUUGGUGAAAUUAUUCGUUUGGAAGGGGAUUCUGCUACCAUCCAAGUUUAUGAGGAAACAGCUGGUUUAAUGGUCAACGAUCCUGUCUUACGAACACAUAAGCCUUUAUCAGUGGAGUUGGGUCCUGGAAUAUUGGGAAAUAUUUUUGACGGAAUUCAGAGGCCAUUGAAAACUAUUGCUAAAAGAUCUGGAGAUGUCUACAUUCCUCGUGGUGUUUCUGUUCCAGCACUUGAUAAAGAUACGCUGUGGGAGUUUCAGCCUAAAAAAAUUGGUGAAGGAGACCUAUUAACUGGUGGAGAUCUCUAUGCUACUGUUUUUGAGAACAGUCUGAUGCAGCACCAUGUUGCACUUCCUCCUGAUGCCAUGGGAAAAAUUACUUACAUUGCACCACCUGGACAAUAUUCCUUGAAGGAUACUGUAUUGGAGCUUGAGUUUCAAGGUGUUAAAAAACAGUUCACUAUGCUCCAGACUUGGCCUGUUCGUACACCAAGGCCUGUUGCAUCAAAACUUGCUGCCGAUACUCCUCUGCUCACUGGUCAGCGUGUUCUUGAUGCCCUUUUCCCCUCUGUUCUUGGUGGGACUUGUGCUAUUCCUGGGGCUUUUGGGUGUGGCAAAACAGUCAUCAGUCAGGCUCUUUCUAAGUAUUCUAACUCUGAUGCUGUUGUCUAUGUUGGUUGUGGGGAACGUGGAAAUGAAAUGGCUGAAGUUCUUAUGGACUUUCCACAACUUACAAUGACAUUGCCUGAUGGUCGUGAAGAAUCUGUCAUGAAGCGUACAACACUAGUGGCUAACACUUCAAACAUGCCUGUGGCUGCUCGUGAGGCUUCAAUUUAUACAGGAAUCACUCUAGCUGAGUAUUUUAGAGAUAUGGGUCACAAUGUCAGCAUGAUGGCAGAUUCGACUUCUAGAUGGGCAGAAGCAUUGCGUGAAAUAUCUGGAAGGCUGGCAGAAAUGCCUGCUGAUAGUGGAUAUCCUGCUUACCUUGCUGCACGUUUAGCUUCUUUCUAUGAACGUGCUGGCAAGGUAAAAUGUCUUGGAGGUCCUGAACGAACUGGUAGUGUCACAAUUGUUGGCGCUGUAUCUCCGCCUGGAGGAGAUUUCUCAGAUCCUGUGACAUCUGCAACCCUCAGCAUAGUUCAGGUUUUCUGGGGUUUGGACAAAAAGCUUGCCCAGAGAAAGCAUUUUCCUUCUGUUAACUGGCUUAUUUCCUAUUCAAAGUAUUCUGGGGCAUUAGAAUCAUUCUACGAGCAAUUUGAUCCAGAUUUUAUCAACAUUAGGACAAAGGCUCGAGAAGUUUUACAGAGAGAAGAUGACCUGAACGAAAUUGUGCAGCUUGUAGGCAAGGAUGCUUUAGCUGAAGGGGAUAAGAUCACCUUGGAAACUGCAAAGCUUUUGAGAGAGGAUUAUCUUGCUCAGAAUGCUUUUACCCCAUAUGACAAAUUCUGUCCCUUCUACAAGUCUGUUUGGAUGAUGCGGAACAUCAUCCAUUUCUACAAUUUGGCAAAUCAGGCAGUAGAGAGGGGAGCUGGCUCAGAUGGUCAAAAGAUAACUUACACCAUCAUCAAGCAUCGCUUGGGAGAUCUCUUCUACCGUUUAGUGUCUCAGAAAUUUGAGGAUCCAGCAGAAGGUGAGGCAGCUCUGGUUGCUAAAUUUAAGAAAUUACACGAGGACCUGACCAAUGGUUUCCGCAACCUUGAGGAUGAAACCCGGUGAUUGGAGAAUGUGCAAGCCAUGUCUGAGCUGUCAGUUGUGCCAAUUGGUUUUACGAGGCAGGUGCGAUCUUGCGGGGACAUCGCCCCGGGGUUUUUCUAUUUAUUUAAGUUGUGCAAGAGACGAUGUGAUGAGGAUCAUGUUGCGCCACUCUUCUGGUGCCGGUUUGGCUUUCCAUUAGUAUUUGUGUAGUUUGAAUCAUAUGUUCCAGUUGCCCUUUCAGUUAUUCAUUUUAGAAUAAGAGAUUAAACUUGUUCUUUCCUUUGUAUUUAUUCAAUAAGUUCAUUUUUAGUUAGGAAUUAAAUGCCUUGAGGCUUGUGAGUUUAUAGAAAUAUUAGUGGGAGUAUGGACUGGUUAAGCAAUGUAUUUUUAUGGGUGGAUUCAUUGUUGUAGCAAGAUGAGCUUUUGAAAGAUGUUUUAUGGCGAA
Messenger RNA from Prosopis cineraria, 2528 nucleotides. Its product is annotated as V-type proton ATPase catalytic subunit A. The transcript is spliced from 20 exons. Gene Ontology annotation, cellular component: proton-transporting V-type ATPase, V1 domain; plant-type vacuole. Gene Ontology annotation, biological process: proton transmembrane transport; ATP metabolic process. Lineage: Eukaryota; Viridiplantae; Streptophyta; Magnoliopsida; Fabales; Fabaceae. The record is from RefSeq and is a predicted model, not a curated record. The coding region runs from base 233 to 2104 and encodes 623 amino acids. Gene Ontology annotation, molecular function: ATP hydrolysis activity; ATP binding; proton-transporting ATPase activity, rotational mechanism.